Molecule: messenger RNA, 4648 nt
Organism: Pelodiscus sinensis (Chinese soft-shelled turtle)
Lineage: Eukaryota; Metazoa; Chordata; Testudines; Trionychidae
Source: RefSeq, a predicted model, not a curated record
GUUGAUGCGUCAGGUGGGGAUUGCAUUCCUGAAAUGGAAGUCCAGUCUUCAUUUGAAAAAUUUAGUCAGUCAUCUGAACCAGUUUCCACAUUCAACAGUGAAGAAUUUGUCUUGGUUCAUCAGCAUCCUGAAGAUCCUCGUGUAAAAGAUGAGAAACCUCAACUAAAAAUAUUUUCAAAUGGAGAUGAACAGCUGGAGAAAGCCAUGGAAGAGAUACUAAGAGAUUCUGAAAAAGGCCAAAUAAGUUGUGCUACUGAUUGUAAAGACUUCCAUAAUGCUUGCAGAGAGUCAUCUGAAGAUGUUUCAGACAGUCAGAGAAACCAGUCUUCUUUACAUCUAUUUCUAGACCCUUCCACUACAGAAAUCUCAGCACCUAACCCAUGUUCCCCUAGUGAACCACCAGAAGAGGACAGUGUAUUAUUUAACAAACUUACGUACCUAGGUUCUAUGAAGGUUUCUGCUCCUCGCAGUGAGUCAGAAGCUCUACAUGCUAUGGCAACUUUGAAAUCUUCAUGCCAGUCCUCUCUUCCUGUGACUCUCUAUGUUCCGAAUAUCGCAGAAGGCUCUGUAAGAAUAAUAGACCAAACCACCAAUUUGGAGAUAGCCUCUUUUCCAAUCUAUAAGAUAUUAUUCUGUGCACGUGGACAAAAUGGAACUGCAGAGAGUGACUGCUUUGCAUUUACAGAGAGUUAUUGUGGAACAGAGGAGUUUCAGAUUCAUGUUUUCUCCUGUGAGAUUAAAGAGGCAGUCAGCAGAAUUUUAUAUAGUUUCUCCACAGCAUUCAGACGGUCUUCCAAACAAGCUGCAGAUCAUGUAAAGGACUCUGUUCCUCCUUCCCCAGAUAGUGAUGUAUUUACUUUCAGUGUCUCCUUAGAGGUCAAAGAAGAUGAUGGUAAAGGAAAUUUCAGCCCUGUGCCAAAGGACAGAGAUAAAUUUUAUUUCAAAUUGAAACAGGGAAUUGAGAAGAAAGUUGUGAUCACAGUCCAGCAACUCUCAAACAAAGAAUUGGCCAUUGAAAGAUGCUUCGGGAUGCUGUUAAGCCCAGGUCGAAAUGUGAAAAACAGUGACAUGCAUCUACUUGAUAUGGAGUCCAUGGGAAAGAGCUGUGAUGGGAAAGCUUAUGUUAUUACUGGAAUGUGGAAUCCUAAUGCACCUAUCUUUCUAGUACUUAAUGAGGAAACACCUAAAGAUAAACGUAUGUACAUGACUGUGGCAGUGGAUAUGGUGGUCACUGAAGUGGUAGAACCAGUCCGCUUUUUGCUGGAAACUGUUGUUCGUGUGUACCCAGCCAAUGAGCGUUUCUGGUAUUUCAGCAGAAAAACCUUCACAGAAACUUUCCACAUGAAGCUAAAACAGUCUGAAGGGAAAAGCCACACAAACGCUGGGGAUGCCAUUUACGAAGUUGUAAGUCUACAGCGGGAGUCUGAGAGAGAUGAUGAAUCAGUCAGUCCAACAAGUGGAGGGGUUCCACUAUCGCCGCAGGAGGAUGAGGCAGAAGAAGAGAGCGAUAACGAACUCUCAAGUGGUACUGGUGAUGUAUCUAAGGAUUGUCCCGAGAAAGUCUUAUAUUCCUGGGGAGAAUUACUGGGGAGAUGGCACAAUAACCUUACUAUGCGACCAAAAGGACUAUCUACACUGGUGAAGAGUGGAGUUCCAGAGGCACUAAGGGCGGAGGUUUGGCAGUUGCUAGCAGGAUGCCAUGACAACCAGGCUAUGCUGGACAAAUACAGAAUUCUUAUCACAAAGGACUCUGCCCAGGAGAGUGUCAUUACCCGAGACAUUCAUCGAACAUUUCCAGCCCAUGACUAUUUCAAGGACACAGGAGGAGACGGGCAGGAAUCACUAUACAAGAUCUGUAAGGCAUACUCAGUCUAUGAUGAAGAAAUUGGCUAUUGUCAGGGACAGUCCUUCCUUGCUGCAGUGUUGCUGCUACAUAUGCCAGAGGAGCAGGCCUUUUGUGUGCUGGUGAAGAUCAUGUAUAACUACGGCUUACGAGACCUCUACAAAAAUAACUUUGAAGAUCUUCACUGCAAAUUUUACCAGCUGGAAAAACUAAUGCAGGAGCAGCUACCUGAUUUAUAUAGCCAUUUCUCAGUUCUGAACCUGGAAGCUCAUAUGUAUGCAUCCCAGUGGUUUCUCACCCUCUUUACUGCCAAAUUCCCACUCUGCAUGGUCUUCCACAUCAUUGAUUUACUACUCUGUGAGGGUCUGAACAUAAUCUUCCACGUAGCCUUGGCACUCCUAAAGACCUCAAAAGAGGACCUUUUACAGGCAGAUUUUGAAGGAGCUUUAAAAUUCUUCAGAGUUCAACUGCCAAAGAGGUACAGAGCAGAAGAGAAUGCUAGAAGACUGAUGGAACAGGCCUGCAACAUUAAGGUGCCUACAAAGAAGCUAAAGAAAUAUGAGCGAGAGUAUCAGACAAUGCGAGAGAGUCAGCUGCAGCAGGAAGAUCCAAUGGACAGAUAUAAGAGGGAGAACCGCAGACUACAGGAAGCCAGCAUGCGGCUGGAACAGGAAAACGAUGACCUUGCCCAUGAACUUGUAACAAGCAAAAUUGCCCUACGAAAUGACUUGGACCAGGCUGAAGACAAGGCAGAUGUUCUGAACAAGGAGCUUCUCCUGACUAAACAGAAGUUAGUGGAAACUGAGGAAGAGAAGCGGAAGCAAGAAGAAGAAACUGCCCAGCUGAAGGAAGUCUUCAGGAAACAGCUAGAGAAGGCAGAAUCUGAAAUAAAGAAAACCACAGCCAUUAUUGCAGAAUAUAAACAAAUUUGUUCCCAACUGAGUACCAGACUAGAAAAACAACAGACUGCAAGUAAGGAGGAACUGGAGAUUGUGAAGGGUAAAGUGAUGGCUUGCAAACACUGCAGUGAAAUUUUCAGUAAGGAAGGAGCAUUGAAGUUGCCUGCUAUAAGCAAAGAGACCCAGGGAACAGAAACAGAUGAUGAGAAGGAUGCACUCAAGAAGCAGCUGAGGGAGAUGGAGCUGGAACUGGCACAGACCAAAUUGCAACUUGUGGAAGCAAAAUGCAAAAUUCAGGAGCUGGAGCACCAGCGAGGAACCCUUAUGAACGAAAUUCAAGCUGCUAAAAACUCUUGGUUUAGCAAAACCCUGAACUCUAUCAAAACUGCCACGAGCACCCAGCCACCACAGCAGCCUCUGCCAUCCCAGCCAUCUAAAGAGAGCAGUACAUAGUUCCAGCCAGACCUCAAGCACAAGAGCACAAAGAACAAAGCAACUAAUACCCUGGAGGAUUUUUCCCAAGGGUCUCUCUUCUUGGGGAAAGGAUGAAAGGCAGGAGUGUGGGACUUGAAGUAAAAUCCUUCAGUGUCUUUACUCAUUCUGUUGUGACCCUUCCAAAGGGAAGUUAUUUAAAGAAUCUAAUUUCAUGUUGAAUACUUACUUCCCAACUGCCUUCCUGAAAGCCACAUUCCAAUACCGUUGUCCUUUUACACUUUCUUUUCUAUGCUAGAGGUUAAGAUGAAUAAUAAAUAACUCAGAACUAAGUGUUUAGUAUGUGAACUAAAAAAGUUAUUUUUAUCUUGCAUAAAAGAUUUUUCUUUUUGGGAAAGAGAAGGCAGCAUAAAGUACUGAGGCAUAAAUCUUGUAAAAGCACAGUAUAAUGCCAGGUUCUAUACUCAUGCUAUAGGAUCAUCUCAAGUUUACUGUAGUGAUUGCAUCCUGUAAAGAAGCAUUUCCCCUUCGUUGUAAGUCUUAAAUCACAGCCAAAAUAGUCUUGUGCUCUUUCUGGCAUAGCACAAGUAUUUAAUCUUCCCUGUGAAUAUUCUGAUUGAUUUUGGCUAUUAGUUUCCUGCACAGAUUCAAGGAGCAGAGAUCUUUCCAGGUGCUGAGUGGCAGCACUAUUUAAUUCUUGUGUAUCACACCUGAAUUGGAAUUUAAAGUGAAAUCUUCUGGUUCCCAUCUUAUUUUAUGGUUUAUUUUCAGAACUGGAGACAUGUUAGUUUUGACAUUCUAUUAAGACUUUGCAAUAAAAGCUAUUUUCAGUGUGAAGUGGAUGGAAAUAUUUUAAUCUGAAACACUGGGCCAAGGGUUAAGCAUUGCAUUUGGCACAAAUCUGGGCCUAUCAAAUCAAAAAGCUCUCUUUGCACAGAAGAAACAACCAUCAUGGAAAAGUUUUUGUUUUUGUCACUUUAUUAGAGAAUCUUAAGUUGCUGUAUCCUUUUUUAAAAGGACAAAAUAUUUAAAAUGCAAGACAGAUUUUACACUUGAGGUAAAUUCUUUGAUGAUUAUUCCUGAGUCUGUCUGAAAACCUUAAUCAUCUUAAUAUCUCUAAGUUGAAGUGAGAAAGCAGUUGACAUUUUUGAUUGAACUUAAAUGUUUAUAGAAAUACUUAUUUCAUGAAAAAUUAAACUAUUGCUUAAACUGAUGGAAAUAUUUUUAAUUUUAUUUAACAUUUUAUAAGAUGGUCUUGCAGAUAAAUAUCAUUGCUGGAUAAGAGGUUGGUUGUGUAUUAAGUUUCCCCAUGUUAUAAAAAGCUCUAGGGACAUUAGCCCUUUUUGAUUUUUUUUUUAAAUUUAAGUAAUGCAAUAUCUUAUCAGCUCUGUACAAUAAAGUUUAAUGAUACAUGCUUUAUUUUCAGGCAUAUUUGCAGAAGAUUUUUACAUGUUGUACAAGUUUAACAUUUACC